Aspergillus niger is the source of this 1056-nucleotide messenger RNA. RefSeq lists its product as uncharacterized. The transcript has a single exon. The record is from RefSeq and is a predicted model, not a curated record. NCBI's taxonomy places the organism in Eukaryota, Fungi, Ascomycota, Eurotiomycetes, Eurotiales, Aspergillaceae. The annotation marks the transcript as partial.
GACGACACCGGCGACGACACUGGAGACGAUGCUGGCGACGAUACCGGCGAUGAUACUGGCGACGAUACUGGCGAUGACUCUGGUGAGGAUACCGGAGAUGACUCCAGUGACGCUUCUGGUGAUGGUUCCGGCGACGACUCCGGCGAAGAUGGAUCUGAUGAUGGCUCAACUACCACGACCUCGCCUGCCACUUCGUCCUCCGCUUCUCCAGCUGCCAGCUCAAGCGCAGCUGUCUCGGAGCUGUGCAGCCCGCAAUGCACUGAAUGCCUGUCUACGGACACGACUGAUACCUCGAGCACGUCACUCAGACGGUCCGGUCUGUUCAGCAGAAGGUUGACUCAAAGGGCUUCCAGCUUUCUCACUUGGAUGUCCACUCAAAUGAAGACCGGACAGCCCCUUGUUAAGAGCACUAGCGGCGUAACCACAUCCACAUCCGUCGUUUUUGGCAGCGGUACAAGCAGCCUUACCCAGGCCAAUGUCCACGGAUGUACUGUCCUUUACGCUGUCUCCAAGUACGCUGUGUACGAGGCGCACCUAUGGGAAUCCCCCGGAUUUGUCUCGAGCCAGAACGGCACUGUCGCCUUUAACGAGCAGGCGUUCCAGACCAACAUCAUAAGCUAUCUGACGAACGACGCGAACCUCAAGCUGCCACAGCUCACCGGUUCCGCCGCGUACCCCGACCCUGGCACUCAGAUCUACAUUGGCACGCCUGUCGCCGCCACCGGGCAAGGCGCAAAGUACGCGUCUCAGAUCUCGCGCAUCGCAUCAACAGUCAACCAAGUUCUUGGGUUGUCUGCUGAGCCAGCUGAGUACUACUACACGACCACAAGCACGGACGGUGAAAACAACUGGCUGUUCCAGUACAACGAGAACACCUGCAACAAGCCCGUGUGGCAGAUUUGGUAUGGUGGUGUGGCGGAUAAUGCACUGUGGUCGGCCAGCCAGACGUCUAGCUCCUGCGCCUCUAGUGCAGCGACACCCUCUCGCACCCCAGGAUAUCCUGCCUAUACCCCGUCGACCAUGAUGGUCAUGCCCAAAGCAACUCCUGCUUAUUAG